Messenger RNA from Pipistrellus nathusii (Nathusius's pipistrelle), 3345 nucleotides. The record is from the annotation of a GenBank genome assembly. NCBI's taxonomy places the organism in Eukaryota, Metazoa, Chordata, Mammalia, Chiroptera, Vespertilionidae.
AUGAACCUCCAGGCCCAGCCCCGGGGUCAGAACAAGCGGAAGCGCUGCCUCUUCGGGGACCAGGAAGCCGCCGCCGCCAAGGAGCAGCCGCCCCCGGCCCUGCAGGCCCCGGCGGCGCAGCCCCCGGCCCCGCCCCCGCCGCCCGCCCGCGGGAAGGAGGAGCCUUACUUCGGCCACGAGGGCCCCACGGGGGCCGCCCCGGCCUCCCAGCCCGUGGAGCUCCCCAACAGCCUGGCCCUGCUGAACUCGGUGGUGUACGGGCCCGAGCGGACCUCGGCGGCCAUGCUGACCCAGCAGAUGGGCUCGGGCCCCGUCAAGUGGCCCAACGCGGUGAUGGCUCCGGGGCGGGGCCCGGAGCGCGGCGGGGGCGCGGGCGGCGGCGACAGCGGCUGGCAGCAGCAGCCCGGCCAGCCCCCGCCCCACUCGUCGUGGAACUGCCACAGCCUGCCCGUCUACGGCGGGCACAAGGGGAGCCCCCACCCGGGCAUGGUCUCCGCCUACUACAGCCACCCCGACGCGCUGAAGCGGGAGAAAGGAGGGGGCGCCCAGCUGGACCGCUACGGGAACGGCGUGCGGCCCGCGAUGCCGCCGCAGAAGGCGCAGCAGGAGGCGGGGCGGCCCCAGGCGCCCUUGAACUCGUUCCACGUGGCCAAGAAGCCCCCGAACCAGGCGCUGCCCCUGCAGCCUUUCCAGCUGGCGUUCGGCCACCAGGUGAACCGGCAGGUGUUCCGGCAGGGCCCGCCGCCCGCCAACCCCGUGGCCGCCUACCCGCUGCAGAAGCAGCAGCAGCAGCAGCCGCCGCCGCCACAGGCAGGCCUGCCCCAGAUGCCGCUCUUCGAGAACUUUUACCCCAUGCAGCAGCCGCCCUCCCAGCAGCCCCAGGACUUCGGCCUGCAGCCGGCGGGGCCGCUGGGGCAGCCCCACCUGGCGCACCACCACGGCAUGGUGCCCUACGCCUUCCCCCCCAACCCCGACCUGAACCCAGAGCUGCGCAAGGCCCUCCUGCAGGAGUCCGCCCCGCAGGCCGUGCUACCUCAGGCCCAGAUCGCCUUCCCCCGCCGCUCCCGCCGCCUCUCCAAGGAGGGCGUCCUGCCGCCCGCCGCCCUGGACGGGGCUGGGACCCAGCCGGGGCAGGAGCCCGCCGCCGCCGCCGCCGCCGCCGCCAACCUGUUCCUGCAUCAUCACUGGCCCCCGCACCAGCCGCCGCCGCACGGCCCCCUGGGGCAGCCCCAUCCCGAAGCGCUGGGCUUCCCGCUGGAGCUGAGGGAGGCGCAGCUGCUGUCCGAUGGGGAGAGACUGGCCCCCAACGGGCGGGAGCGGGAGGCCCCCGCCGUGGGCGGCGAGGAGGGCAUGCGGGCCGCGGGCGCGGGGGACUGCGGGCAGGUGCUCCGGGGCGGAGUGAUCCAGAGCACGAGGAGGCGGCGCCGGGCGUCCCAGGAGGCCAACCUGCUGACCCUGGCCCAGAAGGCAGUGGAGCUGGCCUCGCUGCAGAACGCAAAGGAUGCCAACGGCUCGGAGGAGAAGCGGAAGAGCGUGCUGGCUUCCACCACCAAGUUCGGGGUGGAGUUUUCCGAGCCGUCCUUAGCUGCCAAGCGAGCCCGAGAGGACAGCGGGAUGGUGCCCCUCAUCAUCCCCGUGUCCGUGCCGGUGCGGACCGCGGACCCCGCCGAGGCGGCCCAGGCCGGGGGCGCGGACGAGGACGGGAGGGGCCCCGAGCACAACCCCGCGGAACACAAGGCGUCCGUCAUCGUCACCCGCCGGCGGUCCACCCGGGUCCCCGGCACCGACGCCCCGGCUCAGGCCGAAGACAUGAACGUCAAGCUGGAGGGGGAGCCUUCGGUGCGGAAACCCAAGCAGCGGCCGCGGCCCGAGCCCCUGAUCAUCCCCACCAAGGCGGGCACGUUCAUCGCCCCUCCCGUCUACUCCAACAUCACCCCGUACCAGAGCCACCUGCGCUCUCCCGUCCGCCUGGCCGACCACCCCGCCGAGCGCAGCUUCGAGCUGCCGCCCUACACGCCGCCCCCCAUCCUCAGCCCCGUGCGGGAGGGCUCCGGCCUCUACUUCAACGCCAUCAUGUCCACGAGCAGCAUCCCGGCCCCGCCUCCCAUCACGCCAAAGAGUGCCCACCGCACGCUGCUCCGGUCCAAUAGUGCUGAAGUCACCCCACCUGUCCUCUCGGUGAUGGGGGAAGCCACCCCUGUGAGCAUCGAGCCACGGAUCAACGUAGGCUCCCGGUUCCAAGCUGAAAUCCCCUCCAUGAGGGACCGUGCCCUGGCCGCCGCAGACCCCCACAAGGCCGACCUGGUGUGGCAGCCGUGGGAGGAGCUGGAGAGCAGCCGGGAGAAGCAGAGGCAAGUGGAAGACCUGCUGACAGCCGCCUGCUCCAGCAUUUUCCCUGGAGCUGGCACCAACCAGGAGCUGGCCCUGCACUGCCUGCAUGAGUCCAGGGGAGACAUCCUGGAAACGCUGAAUAAGCUGCUACUGAAGAAGCCCCUGCGGCCCCACAACCACCCACUGGCAACGUAUCACUACACAGGCUCAGACCAGUGGAAGAUGUCGGAGAGGAAGCUGUUCAACAAGGGCAUUGCCAUCUACAAGAAGGAUUUCUUCCUGGUGCAGAAGCUGAUCCAGACCAAGACGGUGGCCCAGUGUGUGGAGUUCUACUACACCUACAAGAAGCAGGCGAAGAUCGGCCGCAACGGGACGCUCACCUUCGGCGACGACGCGGGUGACGACAAGUCAGUCCAGGACGAGGUGGAGGUGGACAUUAAGACUUCCCAGAAGUUCCCCAGGGUGCCUGCUCCCAGAAGAGAGCCCCCCAGUGAAGAGAGGCUGGAGCCCCGGAGGGAAGGAAAGGAGCCCGGGAAGGAGGGGGAGGAGGAGGUGCCCGAGAUCCAAGAGAAGGGGGAGCAGGAAGAGGGGCGAGAGAGAAGCCGGCGGGCCGCGGCUGUCAAAGCCACACAGACACUACAGGCCAAUGAGGCGGCCAAUGACAUCCUCAUCCUCCGAAGCCAUGAGCCCAACGCCCCCGAGUCUGCCGGCGGCCAGGCCUCGGAGAAGCCGAGGGAGGGGCCCGGGAAGCCACGGAGGACACUGCCUUUCCCAGAGAAGAAGAAAAAAGCGGAGGCAUUUAAUAAAACCCAGAAUCAGGAGAACACGUUCCCGUGUAAGAAAUGUGGCAGGGUGUUCUACAAGGUGAAGAGCCGCAGCGCCCACAUGAAGAGCCAUGCGGAGCAGGAGAAGAAGGCUGCAGCCCUGAGGCAGCGGGAGAAAGAGGCUGCGGCCGCCGCGGCCGAGGCCGCCGCCUCCCCCCACCAGACGGAAAGCGCCGGGGAGAGGGGCUGA